AUGAAUUUUAAUAUAGAUGAGCUGAUUGUAGGGGCUCAAUCUGCUGAUAAUAUUCAAAGAGAAAGCGCAGAAGCUAGAUUACUAGAGUCCUGUGACGCCAAUUCAUCAGGUAUAUUUAAUGCAUUGAUUACAGUGGCAUUGGAUCCUGGACAUGAUAUAUCUGCAAGACAAUUUUCGUUGCUAUCCCUAAGGAAAUUGAUCACAUUGUAUUGGGGCCCCGGUUUUGAAUCGUACAGAAAUACCUCAGUUGUGGAUCAAGUAUCUAAGACAUCUAGUAGACAAGCAUUGCUUAAAUUAUGUUUAGAUGAUCAGGUGGAUACAAAAAUUAGAAACAGUGCAUCCUACUGUGUAGUGCAAAUCUCUGCAGUGGACUUCCCAGAUCAAUGGCCUGAGUUGUUGCAAAUUGUUUAUGAUGCCAUUUCUAAUCACCACUCCUUGAGUGCUAUGGCCUUACUCAAUGAAAUUUACGACGAUGUUAUCUCUGAAGAGAUGUUUUUUGAAGGUGGUAUUGGUUAUGAGACCUUAUCAGUAAUAUUUCAACUAUUGGUCAAUGAGAAUGCUAUACUUGAUGCAAGAAUUGCAGCAAUUAAUUUGUUUCAUUCUACCCUUUUACAAAUGUCUGCCAUUGAAUCUCAUUCUACAGAAAAAAGAAAAUUAUUUAUUCAAGAAUGUAUACCUAGAGCAUUACAAACUUUAGGUGGACUAUUGACCCAAGCGAUUGAUUUAUCAAACACUAAACAAACAACUCUUGUAGGGAAAAUAUAUGAGAAUUUAGUUUUAAUUAAAAAUGAAUUUCCUAAAAAAUUGUUCCCUAAAGAAUACCAGGUUUCAUUUAAGACACAAGUUUUUGUCGAUUUGGAAAACUUGAAGAAUCAGUAUUCCAUUUAUUUACAACCUUCAAAUGUUUCAAAUAAUGGUGAUGCAUUGGAUGUUGUUAAUGAGUGUGGUAUAUUCAUGAUUGAAUUUUUAACCAGUUUAUUAACUCUUUCUAUGACACAUGAAGAACAAACCAAAAUAAUUGACAUGUCUUUGAUCUUGUGUACCUUGGAUUCCAACACUGUAGAGUCAUGGACGUCAGACUUUAAUGAAUUUGUGUCAAAAGAAACAGGCUUACAAGCGUCAUUCUCUAUUAGAGAUCAAAUUAACGAAUAUUUGGGUUCAUUAUCUGAAGAGCAUUUAUUAAUUCAUUUUACAAUUUUGACUCAAAAAGUUGGAUCCCUUCUAGCGAAUUAUAAUGAUACACAGAGCUCAAGAUUACUCGAAUCAUCUUUGUACAUUUUUCAAAAUUUGUUGAUGAAUGAUGAUGAAAUACAAAUCACUCAAACAAAUGAUCUAAUUAACAUGAUUAAUGCAAUUUUCGAGCAAAAUACAGAUGAUGAAUUGUUAAAAGGCAGAAUUAUUCUUCUAAUUCCUAAACUUUUAGAGAAAUUUAUGGAUGUUCUCCCAGAUGUCAAGGAUCUAGUACAGGCAUAUCUGUUUAAGAUUAUAGAAUUAGUCUCAACGGUAGAUAAUGUGUUAUUAAAGUCAUGUGGUUUAAUUUCGUUUAUGUCAUUUACUUAUUUUGUUGAACUACCAUCAGUCCUUGGGGAUGAAAGAUGUGUUGCCGUUCAACAGAGUAUAUUACAUAUUGUUAACAAGAUAAUGGAAGAUGCAGAGGAAGAUACAUAUGGGUUAUUAAUUGAAGCAAUUAACCAGGUAAUUGCAAUUAAUAAUGAAGUAACUCCGUCAUCUAUUUUAGAACAACAAUUUUCAAUGGUGAUGAAUAUAUCCAGUAAAGAUCCUGCUAAUGUACAAAUUGUCGUAGAGUCUCAAGAUUGUUUAGAGAAGCUAUUGGAUGGAAUUAACACAACUGCAUAUGAAUCAUAUAUCCAAAUUUGCAUGCCGUCAUUUGUUAAUAUUAUCAAGGGAAGUAGCACCAUAUCGUAUAAGUAUUCUCCAUUAUUAUCCUUAAUCCUGGAAUUUGUUACAGUGUUUAUGAAGAAAAAACCAGAUAAUUUCUUGUUACCUUUCCCAAUAGUGGAUUAUUUAUUUGAUCCAUUGGUAGAUGUGUUGCGUGUCUCUACUGAAGAAGAAACAUUGCAAUUGGCUACAGAUGCAUUUAGUUAUAUGAUAUACAACGCAGGUGCAUCGGUAAUAACGCCUCGUCUUGAGACUGUUGUUGGUGUCCUUGAAAGGUUAUUGUCCUUAAGUGUUAGUGAUAGUGCAGCAAUGAAUGUUGGGACUUUAAUCGUCACAAUUUUAACAAAAUUUUCUACUGAGAUUCAAGAUUUAGUGCCUGUAAUUCUUCGAGCUGCUGUGAACAGAUUAAUUAAUUCUAAGAAUAUAUCAACACAACAAAAUUUAAUUUCAUUAUUAUGUCUAUUGACAUGUUCAGAUGUGAAACAGACAUUGGAUUUCCUAUUCCAAUUACAAGAUGAAUCCCAGGAUCCUCUGCUGGUUUCAAAAGUAUUGACCAAAUGGUUUGAAUCCUUCGAAGUUAUCAGAGGUGAAAAGAAGAUUAAAGAAAAUAUUGUUGCAUUAAGUAAAUUAUACAUGUCCUCAGACCCUCGUUUAACUGAUUUGCACGUUAAUGGCGAUUUAAUUCCAUAUGACGGAGACUUAAUCAUUACUAGGUCUAUGGCUAAAAAGAUGCCAGACAGAUAUACACAAGUGUCACCAUAUACCAAGAUUGUGAAAUUAUUUGUUACAGAAUUAGGUUUCCAAACAAGACAGCCAACUAAUCAAGAAUGUAUUGAAUCUGCAGUGGGAAUUACUGGUUCAACCGCCACCAACACACAUAAAAAACGGGAGGAUGUUUCUAACGAUGAUGACGAUGGAUGGGAAGAUGUAGAUGAUGUCUUAAAUUACGAUAAAUUGAAAGAGUAUAUUGAAGACGAAGAAGAAGAUCCUGCUGAAUUUGGUGAAGAUGAUACAGAGGAAAUUACUGGUUUGGGCAUUAUUCAACAAAACAUUACAGAGUUACUUGUUGAUUCCUUAAAACAAUUUGCGUCAACUGACACUAAUAGUUUCGGUGCCAUCUACAACACUUUAUCAGAGCAAGAUAAAGCUACAGUAACGCAGCAAUUGUUGUAG
Messenger RNA from Maudiozyma saulgeensis, 3072 nucleotides. The record is from the annotation of a GenBank genome assembly. Lineage: Eukaryota; Fungi; Ascomycota; Saccharomycetes; Saccharomycetales; Saccharomycetaceae.